CACAACCAAUCAAACACACAAAAAGCACUUAUCUAUCUAUCUAUCUAUCUAUCUAUCUAUCUAUCAUAAUGUCCCAUACUCAUCAGAUCAAUGCUGUUGUGAAGCCAAUCAUUUUUCGCGAAUACAUUGGUGUGAAAGAUAUCCCAAAAAAUUUAAAGGAUUUUCCAGCUGAGAUGAUCAACGACGACAUCGAAGAAUUCCAUUUUAUUUUGGGCACUCUGAGGGAGGUGUAUAGUGGAGAUGGAAAAGGCAAGGGAGAAUUCUAUCGGACUUGGAAUUUUAAUAAUUUCAGUCCAGCAAAAGUGGCGAAGCUGAAGAAAGAUCAUAAGAAUGUUAAGGUGAUAAUAAGCAUUGGAGGGUUUGGCGCUGAAAAUCCAUUCAAUCCCAAAGAGAUUGAAUCAUGGAGUACCAAGGCGAAACAAUCGAUCAAAAAGCUCAUCAAUGAAUACCAAGAGUACUCAAAGGAUAGCAGCAGCACCGACGAGUGCCAUUGCGAUGACAUAAUUGAUGGUAUUGAUAUUAACUAUGAGUACAGCAAUUGCAAUCCGGAUGAGUUUUCUUCCUGCAUAGGAGAACUCAUAAGAAAACUCAAGAAGAGUUCCAAAUCCAUAAAACUGGUGUCCAUUGCUCCAACAGAGCUUCUCAAACCCCACUACCAUAAAUUGUAUUGGGCCAACAAAGACAUAAUUAACUGGGUUGACUACAAGUUCUACAAUCAGACUGUGUCCAGCGCGGAUGAAUUGGUAAAUCUCUAUAAUAAGUUGCUUAAUGAAUACGGUACUGAUGUUAAACUCUUGCCAGGAGUCAGCACUGAUCCAGAUAGUAACACUAACAUGACACGAGAUGUCUUCAUUAAGGGUUGCAAAUCCCUCCUCGAAAGCGAAUCACUCCCUGGUAUUUUUGUUUGGAACGCUAAUGAUUCUGCCAUGCCCUCCAACGAAGACAAUACUCCUUACUUCCUAGAGGAAGUCCUACAAGACCUCCUUACUGAUAAUUGAAUGAAUCACAUUACAACAAACUACACUACGUUGGUACCUCCUCAAAAUAUAUAAGACCUAUUAUUCCUAUUGUCGUGUGCUCUAUUAUUAUGCUAUGUUGUGUGUGGAUAUUUAAUAGCUUCUCUUGUAUUGUAUUAAAUAAUAAGAAGCAAUUAUAUCCUUUUCCUAUCUUAAAAGACUUUAAUUUGUCUCAUCUCAUGUGUACAACUUAAAUAGUCUUUCACCAUGUACAAGUGUGUUUUUUCCCAUUCUAUUAAUAAAUACCAUCAUAUUUCCUUUAA
Messenger RNA from Medicago truncatula (barrel medic), 1279 nucleotides. Its product is annotated as chitinase 2. Lineage: Eukaryota; Viridiplantae; Streptophyta; Magnoliopsida; Fabales; Fabaceae. The record is from RefSeq and is a predicted model, not a curated record. The coding region runs from base 69 to 998 and encodes 309 amino acids. Gene Ontology annotation, molecular function: hydrolase activity, hydrolyzing O-glycosyl compounds. The transcript has a single exon. Gene Ontology annotation, biological process: carbohydrate metabolic process.